Molecule: messenger RNA, 1475 nt
Organism: Carya illinoinensis
Lineage: Eukaryota; Viridiplantae; Streptophyta; Magnoliopsida; Fagales; Juglandaceae
Product: NDR1/HIN1-like protein 6
Exons: 1
Coding region: 406-1173 (255 amino acids)
Cellular component (GO): plasma membrane
Source: RefSeq, a predicted model, not a curated record
AAAUGUCUAACAUCUGCUAACACGGGAUAAGAAAAUUAUGUAAUAUGCUGCGACGAAGUUACUUGGCAUAACGACGCGUUGUAGAUACAAACUUUCUGGAAUAUAUGCGUACGUAUUGGAAGACGACUCCCCUGUAGAAAUAAAAAAAACUUCCUUGAAAGGCGCGGCACACAUCAACGACCUCCAAGAAAGUCAGAAAGGGAAGCUUCAGCCGCCAGAAGACGUUGCACCUGAUAAAAAUCUACUUUCCUUCAAACCAUACUAAUAUAUAUUUAUGCAACAGCAACUCGAAGCAUUAAUUUCAUUCUGCGACGUACGUUCUUCCCAAUCGAUCUUAACUAGUACUGCAGCUCGGUGAUCACCAAAACUGCUUGAUCAUUUACUUUUUUUCUUGAGCGUUCAUUAAUGGCUGAUCAUCUGAAAGUUCAUCCCGUCCACGAUGUUGAGGCGCCCCACACAAGCCCGAGUAGGUCUCCGUUGGUGCCACCGGGGACGUCUAAAUCCGAUAAAGUCGCAGAGGUGCAGCACCAGCACCCAGCUCCAUUCCAACCGACCAUCCCCGUGACGCAAUCAAAACCACCUAAGAAGAGAAGUUGCCUCUGCAGAUGCCUGUGUUGGACAGUAUGCCUCCUAGUGCUCCUAAUAAUCAUCAUCGGUAUCAUUGUUGGGAUAUUCUUCCUGGUGUUCCGACCAAAGCUUCCCAAGUACUCGGUGGACAACAUACAAAUUACCCAAUUAAAUCUCAGCAGCGAUGACAGCUUAUACGCGACGUUCAACGCGACGAUCACUGCAAGGAAUCCAAAUAAGAAGAUUGGAAUAUAUUAUGUGGGUGGGAGCAACAUAGGCGUGUGGUACACAGACAAAAAACUAUGCCAAGGAGCACUGCCAAAAUUCUACCAGGGACACCGGAACACGACGGUGCUUAACGUGGCAAUGACAGGACAGACGCAGAACGCGACAGGCCUGCUAACUACACUCCAGCAGCAGCUGCAACAGACGGGAGGUGUUCCGCUUGCUCUUAGGGCUAAUCAGUCUGUGAGGAUAAAGCUUGGAAAAUUGAAGCUGUUUAAGAUGAAGUUCAGGGUCAAGUGCCGUCUGGUGGUGGAAAGCCUUACUCCUAAUAACGGAGUUUCUACUCGCAAUACUAGCUGUAAGUUCAGGUUUAGGCUGUAGAUCGAUUACAAUUAUUUCCAGUAUUUUAGUACGUACGUAUAUCUUAUAUAUAUUAUGCCAUAUAUGGCUAUAUUUUUUCACAUUUUUUAUUUUGAAUUCUGAAUUUUUUUUACUCAAUCGAGAUUUCUUCUCUGUUCCCUGUAAUAAGUAAUCGGAGGAUCGUAUAAUGUACGUAGCUAGCUCCUUAAUUCAUUCGGCCUCCAGUUUUUUUUUCCCUCUUUUUCUUGACAGAGAUCGGCCUCCAUAUAUAUUGAAAUUUUGAUACAGUAAUAUUUAUACAUCCUUCGCGUGUUUUGUAUUCA